Molecule: messenger RNA, 1749 nt
Organism: Ipomoea triloba (trilobed morning glory)
Lineage: Eukaryota; Viridiplantae; Streptophyta; Magnoliopsida; Solanales; Convolvulaceae
Product: digalactosyldiacylglycerol synthase 2, chloroplastic-like
Exons: 4
Coding region: 253-1638 (461 amino acids)
Biological process (GO): galactolipid biosynthetic process
Cellular component (GO): chloroplast outer membrane
Molecular function (GO): digalactosyldiacylglycerol synthase activity
Source: RefSeq, a predicted model, not a curated record
GUAUCAGCUGCCGUGAGGUUUCCCCUACCUGCCCGGAAAAUGCUAGCAAGUUUCCAUGUUUUCAAGACAAGUUUUUGUUGUUUUUCUUCCUCUAUUCUCGACAUUUCUGCUUUUUCUGUACUUAUAAUGUCCUUCAAAGAUAAGAUUAAGGAAGUGUAUAGUACUUCUUGUUUUCUUUUCAAACAUAAAAUGUGUCUGCCCAUUUCCAAAGUGUUUGUACACUGUCCACGACAACUCUAAAUUGAUUAGUGAAUGGAUAAGAAACAGCAUAUUGCAAUAUUUACUACUGCAAGCAUUCCAUGGCUGACUGGAACUGCUGUGAACCCUUUGUUUCGUGCUGCCUAUCUUGCCAAAAAUGGUGAGAGGAAGGUCACUCUGGUUGUCCCUUGGCUGCCUUUGAAAGACCAACAACACUUGUUUCCCAACAACAUCACAUUUUGUAAUCCUUCUGAGCAAGAAAGCUAUGCCCUUCAGUGGGUUGAAGAGAGGACUGGAUUCAAAUCAAAUUUCAGGAUACAUUUUUAUCCUGCAAAAUUCUAUGUAGAGAAAAGGAGCAUUCUUGGAUUGGGAGACAUUACAGUUGUAAUCCCAGAUGAUGAAGCAGACAUAGCAGUUCUUGAGGAGCCUGAGCAUCUUACCUGGUAUCAUCAUGGGAAGAGAUGGAAAUCGAAGUUUCGCCUUGUUAUAGGAAUUGUCCACACUAAUUACAGGGAAAUUGUCAAGAGAGAAAGGAACGCCUUAGCGGCGUUUUUCCUAAAAUACAUAAAUACUUGGGUUGUCAACAUAUACUGCCACAGGGUUAUAAGGUUGUCUGCUGCUACACAGGAUCUUCCUAGAUCAAUUGUGUGCAAUGUCCACGGAGUGAAUCCGAAGUUUCUUGAGAUUGGUGAGAAGACGAAAUGGCAGCAGCAGAAUGGUGCUCAAACCUUCACCAAAGGUGCCUACUAUAUUGGAAAGAUGUUGUGGAGCAAAGGCUAUGGGGAGCUACUUAAACUUCUAAGUGAUCAUCAAAACAACCUUGCUGGAAUCGAAAUUGAUUUAUAUGGAAGUGGCGAGGAUUCUGCUCGAGUUCAGCUAGCUGCCAAGAAGUUGGAAUUGGCAAUCCGGAUUCAUCCCGGACAGGAUCACUCUGAUCCUAAAUUUAAUGAUUACAAAGUGCUGCUGAAUCCAAGCACAACAGAUGUUGUCUGUACAGCCACAGCAGAAGCAAUAGCAAUGGGGAAAAUAGUUGUGUGUGCCAAACAUCCCUCAAAUGAGUUCUUUAUGCAGUUCCCAAAUUGCUGGACAUACAAUGAUGAUGAUGAUGGGUUUGUCAAUGCCACUCUCAAGGCAUUGUCCGAGCAACCCGCCCCUCUGACUGACAAACAAAGACACGAGCUUUCAUGGGAGGCUGCAACAGCACGGUUUCUGCAGGCAGCACAGCUAGACAAUGUACCAAAGCAGAAACAACCUAAGACAAGUUCAAAGCCUUUCCUCUCGAAAUCCAUUAGUCUACACAGUCACCUCGAGAGCGCAUCAGCGUUUGUGCAUUACAUCGGAACUGGAUUGCUAUAUUCACCACCAAACGACGAGCAAUGCAGAGAGCUUGGAUUGCCUGUUCCUUCCAAGAAAUGGAGACUUCUUCCUUCUGAAAGAUGAAUAUGAGCCUUACUUUGGCUUGUAGAGUGGCAUGAAUGACAAUUAUGAUUAUGAAUGGGCAUAAUAUGUGAUAUGUUUUAUUUUUUAUAAAAGUACUAUUUUAUACUGUCA